UGAGACAAAAAAUUUUAGUAUAGUUUAGUGUAGUGACAAAAGUAAGCCUCAUAUAGCUAUGCUGUAAUUUGUUUAUGUAUGUCUUCCUUUCGUGUCUGUUGUCAUUGAAUACAUUUGGAAAAAUAUAUAAUUCAAAUUGGGUUAUAUCUAUGUUCAAUUAUCUGUAACGAUUCCUUCCGAUCUUCCGAUUUCAAAUUAUGAUAUAAAAGAUACUAGUCUAUGGAAGAAUGAAAACUUGUAUAUCAAUUAGAGAAUUUCUAUUUCUGGGAUAAGUGUUAUUACUCUAAUGCAAAAUAAUGAAUAAUCUUUCUGGACAAUUCCGCAAGACAACAUGGGAUCCUAUUCUCAUAAUUUCCCAAAUAAUUGCUGUGCAAACUAUUUUGUAUCUCUGCCUUGGACUCUGGAUUUGGAUUGUUGCAUCAUUAUUGGGUUGGACAAAAUCAUUAGAUUAUGUCUUUCAAUAUAAAGAGAUACAUGUUCGUGAUUUUGGAGGACAAUUAGUUAUCGUUAUGUUUGUUUUAAAUGCACUUGUAGGUGCAUUUACAUUAUGGUGGCUAGUGCAAAGAACAAAAUUAUGCAUGGAUUUUGCAUGUACAGCCCAUUGGAUUCAUCUGAUUUGUUGUUGGGUGUACAAUGGAACUUAUCCGACAUCUUUUAGCUGGUGGUGUUUAAAUCUUGUAUCAUUAAGUAUAAUGUGUGUCUGCGGAGAAUUUCUAUGUAUGAGAACAGAACUGCAAGCGAUACCUUUAAGUAUGAACAGUCAAAAAACAGCCUUAUGAGAUGAAAAUGCAGAUAAUAUUUGUAAGAUAAAAAUCAUAAAAUUUAAAUAUUCAAUAAAUAUAUAUACUAUCG
Messenger RNA from Pogonomyrmex barbatus (red harvester ant), 852 nucleotides. It is a transcript of the gene Sys1, whose product is annotated as Sys1 golgi trafficking protein. Gene Ontology annotation, biological process: protein localization to Golgi apparatus; Golgi to endosome transport; Golgi to plasma membrane protein transport. The record is from RefSeq and is a predicted model, not a curated record. Gene Ontology annotation, cellular component: Golgi membrane; trans-Golgi network. Lineage: Eukaryota; Metazoa; Arthropoda; Insecta; Hymenoptera; Formicidae.